AUGUCAGAUCAACCCUCAUUUUUUCAUCCUUCCCCGCAAUUGUGCAAACACUGCAAGGUUAUUCCAUGGCCACGAGACAUACGCUAUGAAACUCAGAGUAGUCCGUUUCCUCAUCACAGAAUCUUCGACUCUCUCCAAAGCUCAGCUGAUGCGGGUUGUAUCGUUUGUCAAUACUUCUGGUUGCGUAUAAUCUCGAUGCUUGUGGAUCGACGAACCACACUACCAUCUGGCAAGACUCCGUUGCAUUUCUAUAUCCGCGUGCUAUAUGGCAAACGUGUGGGCAUAUUAGUAGAUGUAGGAGAGGCAGUCGGUCAUGAUUGUCUUCAUAUGUGGUUCCUCGAGCCCAACACUGCCGAAGAGAAAAUUCUAGAGAAACCGGAAUCUCGACAUAUCAAACAAUUUUCCCAAGGAGAAGCCUUGGAGGAUCUCGAAGAUUUGGUCAAGACGCAAAUUCAGCCUUGGAUUGAAGCCUGUUAUAAUCGCCGAGAAAAUCAUGAGAAUUGUGGCCGUACAAUUGAUACGAAUAUCUUGCCAACUCGCCUCAUUGAUGUGGGAACUAUGAAUAACGAAAGCGUUCGGCUCAUCACAACAAUGGAUUCCAUGGAACCCUCCAAAUAUUCAUACUUGAUUCUCAGUUAUUGCUGGGGUAGAGGAAACGACGUUGCAAAAACGACAACAGGGAAUCUUGAGGAUCGUCUACGCAGCUUAGAUAUUGCUUACCUUCCUAAGACCAUACAAGAUGCAAUAAUUUUGACUAGAAUGAUGAACAUCCGUUAUCUAUGGGUCGAUGCAAUUUGCAUUAUCCAAUCCUCAGAGAACGAUAACUAUAGCGAAUUCCAAACGGAGGCGAGUAGAAUGCGAGAUUACUACACCAACGCUCAGUGCUGUAUAGCUGCGUCAGUUGCUAAUGAUGCAGCGGAAGGAUUUUUGAGAGAAAGGCUGCUUGGGCGAUACCCAAUCCAAUCCAUUUUUCUAACCUACGCAGGUAUUGUUGGUCCAGAUCGGCAAUCUAUAACACUGCAGUCAAAAGAGAACGUCGCGACAUUGAGGAAUGUUAUUGAUGAAUCGCCACUAUCAAAACGCGGGUGGUGCUUACAGGAACUUUCGCUUCCACCACGUGUACUUCAUUGGACUUCUAAUGGGCUAUACUGCGAAUGCCAAUCUUCCUACUUUCUAGAAGGAAGUCCCAAGAAGUGGGAGACGUAUGAUUAUGCCGCUACUGCUACUCCUCGAGAUAUUCUAGCCAUGCCUAACGACAAACUCUUAACCCACGAUGGCUGGCAUCGCUUACUUCAGCGACUUCAGGUUGAAUAUUUUAAUGGCGUGUUCCGGCCAUAUCUUGCUCAAGGGCUUGCAUGGAACUACUCCCCUAGAGGUCCUUACGAUACAUUGCCGGAUGUAUCUGUAGAACCUAGGGACGAACGUUUUCCUACUUGGUGCUGGGCCUCAAAUGGACCGGUUCAGUUUUCAGAUAUCCCUACAGGUGACUCGCACUCACAUAUUCAUGAUGUUCAUCCACAUACGUUCCCUUCGUCUCCAGGAAACACCAACUUGACCGACGUCAUCGAGUCGAAGCUUCACAUCAAAGCUCCAGUAAUCCAAGUCGACCUGGUUUAUGAACCUUGGAAAUCAUUCCCUCCUUCAGGGAACGUUAGUAUUAAUUGCGAUGGUAGGGAACAAUUAGAUCAUUACUUUUGGGUAUGGCUUGAUAAUCAGCUUGGAUCAAAUCAUUCGACGGCCACCAACAUACUACAUAAUGCUAGUCAUGAUACAUUGCUCAAAGGGGUCACUGUCCAGGUACUACUUCUCGGAGGACGGCAAUCUCACACGCAUUUUGGAUUACUGUGGCUACCAACAUUGGUCUCCUACUCUCCAGACAAAGCUUUCUUCUCACAAACCAUUUGUUUCUCGGUCAGGGCCAAAUACAACUACUCAUCGCAUUCUGGUGCUCCCCCAGGCCGGAUACCCCAUUUUGUUCCACAAAAGAAAAACUGUGAAGAAUCCAACACCAUGUCAGCCAACACAACUGCCUCACAACACAAUGGCAUGGAGUUUCUCAAGGGUGUUGAUACUGCUGACAAGAAGAUUCAAGUUAACACGACUCCACCUCUCCCGAUAAGAAAAUAUCAGUCUAUCACUGGAAACACCAAAACACUCCAUAGAUUCGGCGAAUUCCCUCGAGAGAUACAGAUUAAGAUCUUCAAACUCGCACUUCCUGACCCGCGCAUUGUCUAUCUCAGACUUGAAAUCAUAUUUUCGAAGCAUGAAGAAGGAAUUACCUGGGUCUAUGCGAGCUCGGGUAGAACCAGGGCGUCGGGCCUGUUAUCUUUACUUGAAACAUGCACAAUAUCAAAUGCCUCAGUCUAUUCUGGAGAUGGGUUUACUAAGGCCAAGCUUGAGCCUCUGGGUAGUCGCCCGCACACGGCCAACAAGCAGCAUCUUGGUACGGAUCACUAUUUCGGCUACAAGAACUGGGGCGAUAAGGUUCUCAACUAUACUUAUAUGCGACCUACUGAAGAUAUUCUUGUGGUGAAUUAUGAUUUACUAAGCUGUUUGUAUGGUCAUAACGGAUCACUCAAUCUCGAGAAGCUUACCCAUAUUGCCGCUGUUGAACGAUGUCUAUUCGUGAUGCCCAUGUCUCAAGAGACUCAGUGUUAUUGGAAUAAAGACGAGCGUCAAGUCCCGUCUCAAGAGGCAGAUGAUAGCUAUCGAGUGUUGGAGAUAAUACUGAAAGCGCGAUAUCUUUUCGACAGACACUUUGACUCAUAUCGCAGAGAAGUAGAGGAAGAAGGAAACAAAGAUGCUAUCGAAUACUGGAAGAAGGUCGAGGUAGUCAAUGCUUUACAUUGCUAG
Botrytis fragariae is the source of this 2853-nucleotide messenger RNA. RefSeq names its product putative heterokaryon incompatibility protein. Lineage: Eukaryota; Fungi; Ascomycota; Leotiomycetes; Helotiales; Sclerotiniaceae. The transcript is spliced from 7 exons. The record is from RefSeq and is a predicted model, not a curated record. The coding region runs from base 1 to 2853 and encodes 950 amino acids.